Wyeomyia smithii (pitcher-plant mosquito) is the source of this 3056-nucleotide messenger RNA. RefSeq names its product ubiquitin-conjugating enzyme E2 G1 (gene Ube2g1). Gene Ontology annotation, biological process: proteasome-mediated ubiquitin-dependent protein catabolic process; protein polyubiquitination. Bases 422 to 925 code for a protein of 167 amino acids. NCBI's taxonomy places the organism in Eukaryota, Metazoa, Arthropoda, Insecta, Diptera, Culicidae. The transcript has 3 exons. Gene Ontology annotation, molecular function: ubiquitin conjugating enzyme activity. The record is from RefSeq and is a predicted model, not a curated record.
AGUCGAUGCUUUCCUUCUUCGUUCAACAGCAUCGUCGUCUAUUCGUUCGUUCGUUUCAUUUCGUUUGCCUGUUCAAAGGCAGCCAUCGAAAGUUUUCGCAAUAAAUUUGUUCUAACCUUGAUGAAAAAAUAACCGAUUUAACGACUUUGGUGGUACAUUUUUCCGGAAACUAUAUUCUGUGUAAAAUUAAAGUGUUCCUUCGGUGAUUUAGCAAUCCCUCUAGUUCUAGUGUGGUUAAUGCAGCUGUAUUGAUCCGGGUGCUAUAGGAGGCGUAUUUUUCAGCUCAGUGAAAUCCAUCUGUGCGGUUGUGCUCUGUUAGUGGUUUGGGAAAAAAGAACAAAAAAGUCGCCCAUUCGACAUUUUGGUCCAGUGUGUUAUUUCCUUUAGAAAAAAGUAUACCGAAAAACGUUUCAGCUUAUAAAUGUCAGAACCUCAGUCCUCACUUCUGCUGAAAAAACAGUUGGCAGAAUUAAGUAAAAACCCCGUGGAAGGAUUUUCGGCUGGCUUGAUUGAUGAUAAUGAUAUCUUUAGGUGGGAAGUACUUAUCAUUGGACCUCCAGAUACGCUCUACGAGGGUGGUUUCUUCAAAGCACACCUGCACUUUCCGAAGGAGUAUCCCCUGCGGCCGCCACGUAUGAAAUUCGUCACAGAAAUCUGGCACCCGAAUAUCGACCGCAACGGAGACGUAUGCAUUAGUAUUCUGCAUGAACCGGGCGAUGACAAGUGGGGUUAUGAGAAAGCGUCCGAACGUUGGCUACCGGUGCAUACCGUGGAAACGAUCCUGAUAUCGGUGAUCUCUAUGCUAGCCGAUCCAAACGACGAAUCGCCGGCAAACGUGGAUGCCGCCAAGGAAUGGCGGGAAGCGUAUCCAGAGUUCAAACGAAAAGUGGCACGAUGUGUACGGAAGAGUCAAGAGGAUUGUUAGUAGGAUUUUUUAAUAAUCUUAUAUUUAUUAAUUAAUUAAUUAUUACUAUAAUAAUGAGAAAGGAAAAAAUUAUGAUGAGGAAAGCGAAUGAUAAUAACGAUGCUGAUAAUUGGUUUUCCCUCUCACCCGAGCGAAGAAAAUAGGAUGGUUGUACGCAAAAGCCAGGCAAAAUGAUGACGCUGCGAUAUGUCGUUCGUGUCGCAAAUUCCAAUUUUUAAAAAUUGUGUUUUCAAAUUUUUGAGCUUAGAUGGUUUUCACAUAUAUUUUAUACCGAACUAAAUAGGAACAUUCGAAUCGAUUGUGUAGAACAUUAUUGUGAAUUUUUCACUUGUAAUCUUGAACGAUAGUUUCAGUUCAGUGUGUGUCACCUGCAAAUAAACGUAAAAUAGAAAGCAUGAUCUGUUUCUUUCCUAGAGGCAGCUACAACAAUUUUCGUAGGGUAGGGAACAUAUUCUAAGCAGCUUUAGGAACCGCCUGUGUAUUCAGACGAAAUACUUGAAAUGUGUUGGGUGAAACUCAAACAGUAGUAUAUCAAUCUGUUCUCUAUCGUUUUCUCUGUCAGAACAUGUUUUCAGAUUGUAAAAUUAUUUUAGCAAACUUUAACAAUCAUCAAUCAAAGUUACCAAUCGAGGGACACUAUUCCAAUCACCCCGAACCUAUUUUAAGCAGUUUCCAUCUGUUUUGCAGGCGUUUUUUUCAGCACCCGAAAUGGCUCCUGAAUGGCUGCAAUAUAGGUCGAUUUGUUUCAAUUGCAAUUGUUCACAGAUUUCUUUGUGAUUAAUGGUAUUUAAUAUAUUCGUAAGACAGCUAGACAAUCAAAGUUUUCGUUUCCAUCAUUGAAAUUGUCGAUAUUGAUCAAAAUGCAGGAGUUUGAGGCCUGUUUUCUUCGACUGAUUAAAAUAGGCGCUACUGCUUAAGCCGUUCCCUACCCUAUAUCGAUUGGUAAACAAUAUAAAUUGCGCAAACUGGUUGCUUUUCGAAUUGUUUACAUUUCUUAAGUUAUCGAAAGAAUGUACCUAGCAGGUGAUGUCAAUUUUGCAAUGUAUUGUUUCUAAUAUAUAUGUUAUUUAGGCGAAGGAACGAUGACAGCCGAUAUGAAACAAAAAAGAUGACCGUCAAAAUAAUUCACUCAGGAACUAAACAGCACUUGAUUCUCCUGUUGAAACGAAAUUCUUUGUUUCAGUUGUGUAAUGCGUGUCUUUUAAUAAUGACACAGCAGAAAACUAUAAAAAUAACUCAGCCAAAUAAAUACGGAAUCAUGAUGCGAUUGCUUAUUUGCAUCCACAGCUUUCAAGGUGGCAUAAACAGUACAGUUGAAAUUAAUACUAACCAUAAGUUAAAUUAAUUUCCCCUCAACAACCCUCGAAUUUCUCUUUCUGUGUUCUUUUAAUAUGCUGAUCUACAUUCAAAUUACGGUAAAAUCUGUAACUUUUGUGUGAUACUUUUGUUUCCUAUCGUGAUAAAAACUGUCCAGAUUCAGAAUAACUACUGAACAUCUGAGCAUGUAUAUAAUAAAGUUUCCGCAAUCAGGCAAGCGAAGCAACCAAACCAAACUGAUUUAGUAAAAACUUUCGUCGUAAAUCUUUUGGAAUCAUGCAGGAAUUUCGAAAUAGCUUGUUUACAAACUAAUUCAUACAAUCCACCAACUCAUUCGUCAUUUUUAAAGGCAUGGCACUUAUUUUCCUCGUUCAAUAAAACACAAACUUAUACCAUUAAGUCAACAUGUAUAAAGAAUGUAUGAUGAUUUAAAAAGAUAUAUUCUAUUCUACACAAUAAGGAAGUUCCACGUGUCUCCUAGUUUGGCCUGAUUCAAUGAAUUCAACGGGACUUCCAAAUGUUGUAUGUUUUCAAUUUUCACUCGCUAAAACGCCGCAGAGCCAUGUAAUCCUAUUACGAGAUAAACAAAUCACUAUAUUGGCAGUUGAGGACUUACUUUAAGUAAAGCAAUCAACGUACUGCUGCUGAAUAUCUAAAGACUUGACGGACCGGAUGAUUGGGAUGAACAAUCAAGGUGUAAUAAUAGAAAACAGUUUAUUGCGAUAGACGCGUAAAAUAAAGCAAAAAACACAUAAACACAUAGCAUACGUAUGAACAGUAAAGAAUAAACAAAAGCCUAAGCAAAUUUCAACUA